Molecule: messenger RNA, 3516 nt
Organism: Theileria equi strain WA
Lineage: Eukaryota; Apicomplexa; Aconoidasida; Piroplasmida; Theileriidae
Exons: 1
Coding region: 1-3516 (1171 amino acids)
Source: RefSeq, a predicted model, not a curated record
AUGGGAAAUGAAUGGCUCAAGUUAAAUAUAAAACAAAAGUGUAAAGGACCAACAUGUAGUUGUAAGAGUAGAUUUGGCGGUUUUAUCGCCGAAAAGGAGGACAACACCCCAACUAGGGGAUACAAAAGAUAUAUCCAUAGACUUAAAAGUGGUAAAUAUUUUAUUCUGGAUAGUGUGAAAUAUUUCAGUAUCACUAAUAAUCCACAAAAAACUCACAAUGUCAAAAAUGUUUCAGUAUAUUAUGAUAGUGAGGACAGACCAUUUAUUAUCGAGGUAAAUAGACAAAAUGGAACUGACUAUUAUACCAAUAAUAACCCUUCUAACAGUCAAGAUGAGGAUAAUGAUUGGGGUGUGAAUUUAUCAUGGACUCAAGAUAGUAGUCUUUCUGACUCCCAAAAGCUCAAGGAUAAAUUGGAUGAACUAAGCUGUUUAUCUACCGGCUCAAUUUCACUUGACAUCUACCGGAGUAAACUUAGAAGUUAUUGUAUCUCGAGUAAGGUUGGAUUCGAAGGUACAUUUUUUACGGAUGAAACUGAUUUUUAUGAGUUCAAACAAUUUACCAAUGGACAACCUUUCAGGGUACCUUACCUUAGGUACAACGGCAAAGAUCUUCCAAUACAAAUGCCUCGGGAAGAUAUUAAGGAAGUUAGUACCUUUUACUGGAAACAUAAUUUUGGAAAACCACUCAUUGUGAAGGUAAAUAAACAGAGUGGAGAGACUGAAUAUCACUUCAAGGAUGGUAGAAGUGGGUGGACUAAAAAAAGGGUCCAAGACUUAAACUCCACUGUUCUUGAGAGUAACUGCCUGCGUAAUAAAGCAACCAAAAUAGAUCUCUCACGUAAGUAUGGUAAAUAUUGUUGUACUUCGGAUUGUAAAUUUGAGAGGGUUGAAGUUGGGGAAAACAAGCUAGAUGAAGUCUUCCCAGGAUUUACCAGCUAUGAGCACAAAGCACGUUUUAACUACCCAUUUACAAUUGGGAAGAUUAUAAAUAACAGGCUAGAGAGGCAAAUUGGUUUCUUAUAUCCUAUCUGUGAUAUUUACGAACUCACCGUUUACUACUGUAUAAACUGUGCAGAUGAGCCUCUUUUAAUAUACAUGAGCUAUAAAGUGGAUGAAUUCAUGGAGUAUACAUGGUACAAACGUGUAACUAAGAACGGGUGGGAACUAGUCAAACAUAUGCCCGAAGAUGAUGAAGGUUUUUACAAGUCACUAAAGGAGCAUCUAGAAAACCUUUCUGUUUCACUAGGUGAUAAAUGUAAUCUUAGUGGUUUUCACGAUGAUGAUACGAGAUUUCCCGCCAAAAAGGAUGAUAAAGUUCCUCCAUCUCCACAAGAAACUUAUAUCCAACUUAUGAAAAUAGCACGGAAAGAAAAUACUCCACUUCCAAAAGGGCCUCCACAAAAUGAGAAAGAGGAAGAAGAAGAAAGAGUUCCGGGAAAACGAAAUCCUACGUUUCCACCACCUAAAAAAUCCAGGAAAGUAUAUCCAAUCACUGUCAAAGAGCUACAACAAAUAAAACAAAAGGUGGAAGGCACUCCUGCAGCUCCAGCUCUAAUGGUUUCUCCAUCUGGCGUUAUCAUAGACAUAAAGAAAGAUACUAAUGGCCAAGAAACUACAUAUCCUGAUGGAGUAUCUGAUCAGAAAGUUAAGUUGGAAAAGUCUGUAGAUCCUCUUAACUCUGGCUUUGUAAAGUUCACACACAAGCCACCCAGUGAAGGAUCUUUCACCGUAGCACAAGUUGUAUUUGGGGGUAGUAUAGUUUCAGAUAUAGGAGCUAACACUGAUGAAAAUAUUCAGCAUCUAUCAGUCUGGUACUGGUCUGGAGACAGUGGCCACAAUCAACCUCUUUUGGCAGAGGUAAAAAAACAAAAUGACACAUUUUUCUACAGCUACAACAAAGGAGGUAAUAGCUGGCAACCACUUUCUGGAUAUUCAAACCCUCAACCAAAACAACUCACUGGUAAAACUCUUGAGGCUAAGCUCGAUCACCUUAACUGUAAUCUCAACCAGGCAGUCACCAUUACUCUAACUUUUGAGCUUUCUAGUCAUCUUUCUGCGAAUCGUCACAAUCGUAAGAACACAUAUUGUUGCAAUUACCAUAAUCCUAGGGAUGAUGGCAGUCAAGGAAAUAUCUCUGUUAAUAAAGGGGGUAUUGUGGUAAGUGGUACUAAAAGAGCUGAUUAUUACAAACACACCAUUUCUGGUAAUCAUAAACUUGCAAGGAUAAGGUACUAUAUUGAUGGUAUAGAUACUGCUAAUACUAAUAAUUCCAAGACAAGAAGACGUAUAAAGAUUUCUGGACUAGACUUCCCAACCUCUAAUGUACAAGCUGUAUCUGCAUUUUACUGUAGAGGAAAUCCGGUACUUAUCUACGUUGAAGGAAAUGGGCAAAACGAAUGGUACAAGAAGCCUACUGGUGGUAAUAGUGGUAUUAGUGGAGAUGAACAGUGGGCACCAGUCUUGUCUGAACUGAAUGGUAUAACACCAGAAGAUAUUACCAACUGUACCAAUUUUAACAAAGUCAAAGGUGUACUAAGUUGUGCAAGUGGUAUAGAAUGUAAAGAACCUGCUAGUCCUAGUCUACCUAGAGGAGUUGUUGGAAAGGGUGGUAAAGGUGAUAGAGGUGAACAAACCGAUACUGAUCAUAAAUCUCCUGCUGGCUCAUCUCUUCAAGGUGCUACUCCUAAUUCUCAAUGUGAAGAUGCUGCUCCUAUUCCUCAAGAACAACGUGCUGCUGGACCUCAAGGACUUGCUGGUAAUCCUGGUCUACCUGGUGAAAGAGAAGCUGGUAAAGCUCUACAGGAGACUGCUUAUGGUAAAGAUGGUGAUAAAGGACCUAAUGGACUUACUGAUGCUACUGCUGGUAGAGUUGAUGAAGAAGGUGCUGAUACUGAUAAAGAUGUUGCUGGUAAAAGGGGUAAAGAUGGUAAAACUACUCAAGAAGUAUCUGAAGUUAAAUCUGAAGAACAAGCUGCUGUUCUUCCUGGAUCUAUGGGACUUAGUCCUAAAGGAGAAGCUGGUAAUCCUGGACUUACUCAACGUACUGGCUCACCUGACCUAGCUACUGUUAGCGGUAAAGAAGCUGAAGCUGAAGGAGACUCUGGUGAUAAAGGAGAUGCUAGAAAUACUGAUGGAGGACAUAAUGAUCCUGCUGAGGAUACUGCUGGUGACUCAUCUCUCCAAGGUACUCCUCAAGGUGAUCCUCAACCUGGAGGGGGUGCUGGAGGAACUCAGGGUAACCAAGCUGAUGUUAGUAUAACUAGUGGAGAUCAAGAUGGAUCUACUGCUGAAGCUUCUAUUGGAGCUCCUAAAGUUGAUCCUGCUCCUCCAGCUCCCCCUCGUACUGAACCUUUUCUUGACCCUGCUACUGCUGGAUACUUUUUUGCUAGUGGUGGUACUGCUCUUGCAACAGGAGCUACUAUUCUCGCUGUUCUUGGUGCUUCAGGCUCCAUUACUGGGUUUGCUUACUGGAUUUCCCAACGCUUUGCCGGAGAACCAUGGGUUAGACAAAUAUGA